Molecule: messenger RNA, 1164 nt
Organism: Ilex paraguariensis (yerba mate)
Lineage: Eukaryota; Viridiplantae; Streptophyta; Magnoliopsida; Aquifoliales; Aquifoliaceae
Source: the annotation of a GenBank genome assembly
AUGUGUGGCGGUGCGAUCAUUUCCGACAUCGUUCAGCCUAGCCGAUCUCUCCGGGCUACUGAAGACUUGCUCUGGGGCCCCACUCUCAAGAAAAACAAAAGCAAUUACUACUCCAAGCCCUUGCGAUCUAAGAUCGUUGGCAUCGAUGAUGAUUUCGAGGCAGAUUUCCUGGACUUCAAGGACUACUCUGAUAACGAGGAAGACGAGGAUGUCAAGCCUCCUUUCGCUUUUUCUGCUUCCAAACAACAGUCUGGGCUUUCUCACGGCUCUAAGCCUGUAAAAUCUGCUGAAUCCAAUGAACAAGCUGAGAUAUCUUCUAAGAGGAAGAGGAAAAAUGUAUACAGAGGGAUCCGGCAGCGCCCAUGGGGCAAAUGGGCUGCUGAGAUCCGUGACCCGAGGAAAGGAGUCCGAGUUUGGCUUGGAACUUUCAAUACUGCAGAAGAAGCUGCAAGAGCUUAUGACACUGAAGCAAGGAGGAUCCGGGGAAAAAAAGCAAAAGUGAAUUUUCCUGACGAAGUUCCGCCCACUGCCUCGGAGCGCACUGUUAAGGUAAACAGUCAUAAAGUACUUCCAAAGGAGAACCUGAAUUCUGUUCAAGCCAGCCUAAACCAGAAUGUCAAUUUCAUGAACAACUCGGAUCAGGAUUACUACAAUUCCUUGUGUUUUGUGGAUGAGAAACCACAGACUAAGCAGUAUGUAUAUGCGGACAGUUACCCUGCUACUGAAGAAGUGGGAGUCAAAUCAUUUGCUCCAACAUAUGGCACGCCUUUAUAUUUGAAUUCUGAUCAGGGAAGUAACUCUUUGGAUUAUUCUGACUUUGGGUGGGGUGAGCAUUGCUCCAAGACUCCAGAAAUUUCAUCUAUUCUCUCAGCUACCUCGGAAGGGGAUGAAGCUCAGUCUGUGGAAGAUGCUAAUCCUACAAAGAAAUUGAAGUCCAACUCUGUGGACUUGGUGUCUGGUGAGGAAAGCACUGUGAAUAAGCUGUCUGAAGAGCUCUCUGCAUUUGAGUCCCAAAUGAACUUCUUUCAGAUCCCUUAUCUUGAAGGGAAUUGGGAUGCUUCAGUGGAUACUUUCCACAAUGCCGGCACCACUCAGGAUGGAGGCAACCCGGGGGAUCUUUGGACCUUUGACGACUUUCCUUCUAUGUUGGGGGGAGUUUUCUGA